CAUAGGAACAAUUUUCCGCCCCUUAUAGAGGAUUUCUGAUCCCUACCCUGGUGUGACCACUGAUGGAGCAAGAGCAAAAACUGUUGGUCUCAGACUCUAGUGGCUUCAAGGAGAGGGAGAAUUUGAAAAGCCCUUUUACAGGACAUGAAAGUAAGAAUAAUUUGGAAACUGCUCAACACAAUAACUCCAAGGCAGAGAAAGAGAGAGCCUCAAAGUGGUCUAAAAGAGAUGGCCUGCAAAAUUGUAAGCAUGAGGAUACAAAAGAAAUUUCAUUGACAUGGUCCCAAGGAGAUGAGAUCUGGUGUAAUGAUUCCUAUGAGAAUGGUGGCAAGUCAGAGACUCAGGGAAAUUCCACAGGAAAAGAUGAAAAACCCAAUCACUGGAAUUGGGACCCAGGGGAACAGUGCAGUGGCUCUGUCCAGCAGAAUUCAACCUUCAGAGACAAACCCUACAAAUGUCCUGAAUGUUGGAAAAGCUUCAAUAACAGUUCGCAUCUGCGUAUUCACCAGAGAACCCACUCAGGAGAAAAACCUUAUAAAUGCUCUGAGUGUGGGAAAUGCUUCAGUAACAGCUCUCACCUGAUUCAACAUCUGAGAACGCACACGGGAGAGAAGCCCUACCAGUGUGGUGAAUGUGGGAAAAGCUUCAGCAAUACCUCCCAUCUCAUUAUCCAUGAGAGGACUCACACAGGAGAGAAACCCUAUAAAUGUCCUGAGUGUGGGAAGAGCUUUAGUAGCAGCUCCCACCUGAUUCAGCACCACAGAUCACAUACCGGUGAAAAGCCAUACGAAUGUCCUGUUUGUGGGAAAUGCUUCAGCCACAGUUACGUCCUAAUAGAGCACCAGAGGAUUCACACUGGAGAAAAGCCUUAUAAGUGCCCUGACUGUGGAAAGAGUUUUAGUCAGAGUUCCAGCCUGAUUCGCCACCAGCGGACACACACAGGUGAGAAGCCCUACAAAUGUCUUGAGUGUGGAAAAAACUUUGGUUGUAAUUCGACCCUAAUAAAGCAUCAGAGAAUUCAUACGGGAGAAAAACCCUAUCAGUGUACAGAAUGCGGGAAGAGUUUCAGUCGAAGUUCAAACCUAAUUACACACCGGAAAACCCACACAGGCGAAAAGCCCUAUGAAAGUUCCGAAUAUGAGGAAAGCUCGAGUCAGAACUGCGGUGUGAUAGAGGAAUGCAGACUCCAGCCAGGGGAGAAACCGUACAAAUGUUGUGAAUGCGGAAAGCGUUUUGGUCUCAGCUCUCAUCUCAUUAGACAUCAGAGAACACAUACGGGAGAAAAACCUUACCGGUGUUCAGAGUGUUGGAAAACUUUCAGUCAGAGUUCCACCCUGGUGAUUCACCAAAGGACGCACACAGGAGAGAGACCUUAUAAGUGUCCCGACUGCGGCGAGUGCUUCAGUCAGAGCUUUAAUCUUAUCAGGCACCGGCGGACUCAUGUGGGAGAAAAACCUUACAAAUGCACUGACUGUGAGAAAUGCUUCAGCAGAAGUGCCUAUCUCAGUCAGCACCAGAAAAUUCACAUAGAAAAGUCUUUCGAGUCUCCUAAAGUUGAAGAUUUUCCUCAUGGGUGGACUUGGAAAAACUAUCCAGGGGAAAAGGCCCUCCUCUCUUCCUUUUCGGUCCCAAGUCCAUCUUCCUCUUGAGUUUCAAAGGCUGUUUAUUUUUAAAUUUUUUUUCUUUUUCUUACUGGGCCAUUACAAUGAUGGGGUGGCUACA
Molecule: messenger RNA, 1722 nt
Organism: Enhydra lutris kenyoni (northern sea otter)
Lineage: Eukaryota; Metazoa; Chordata; Mammalia; Carnivora; Mustelidae
Product: zinc finger protein 572
Exons: 3
Coding region: 63-1649 (528 amino acids)
Biological process (GO): regulation of transcription by RNA polymerase II; central nervous system development
Cellular component (GO): nucleus
Molecular function (GO): RNA polymerase II cis-regulatory region sequence-specific DNA binding; DNA-binding transcription factor activity, RNA polymerase II-specific
Source: RefSeq, a predicted model, not a curated record